AUGGGCUCUCAAGUUUCUAAUCUCUGUUUGAAAUGCUUUGAUCCUUCAAGAGACAAUAUUGAAUAUGAAAAUAUCCCAACCUCAAAUGACUCUACAGUUGUAGAGCUACUUGAUAUCAAAAGUCAUGAAGAACCUUUAAGGCCUGAAACUCAGCACAAUAAUCUUUCAGUGUUAGAAAAGCCUCACUCCCCCCCCUUUAAAUUGGAGCAAAAAAUUUUGUUCAGUGGGGUUAAUUUACCAAAAAAGUGGAAUUUUUCCCUAUAUUUUGUUCCAAUUUAAAGGGGGGAGUCAGGAAAAUACGAAUAUCCUACAUGUCGCAAUAGAAGAAGCUAAAAAAGAGUUCUUAGCCUAUGCAAAUUCCCCAAUGAGUCACGAUGACUGUGAAGAACUACAUAACAAGGAUGGUUACACAAUUUAUGGAAAAGACCUUGAAAGAGGAUUUAUUUUGAAAUCCCAAUGGAAAAUCCCUUAUACACCUUCUGAAUACCUUGGACUAUUUUUAAAUUUAGACGAAAGAGUCAAAUGGGAUCCUCAUAUCCAAGAAAUCAAGCUAUAAUUAAUUAAAUUAAUAAUGAUAACCUUUGCAAAGCUGUCUCCUUAUCAUUUUAUUUAAGGAGAUAAACUGAUAAACUCAGUAAAAAGCAGAAUAAUUUCAAAGGAUAAUGAUGGGUAUGCAAUGACUCAUACAAAAUUGAAAAAACACCCCGUGGUUUCUCAAAGAGACAUUGUUUCUGAGUCAAAAUUAUUUCACCUAGACGAUGGGAUGCUUAUUGUCAGCAAAUCCUGUGAGCAUCCUGAUUACCCAGCUACAAAAGAUAUGGUAAGAAUGAUACUUUUUUUAACAGGAUAUUAUGUACAGCCAAUCGAAGAAGACGAAGAAGGAAAUAAGUCUAAAGUUUUCAAUGUUAUAAAAAUCGACUUUGGAGGGUCUUUUCCUCAAAAAAUGGUUAAAAAAGCAAAUGUGCUGGAAGUUCAAAAAAUGAAUAAAGCAAUUUUAAAAGUGUUAAAGAAUAAAGCAUAA
Molecule: messenger RNA, 1021 nt
Organism: Blepharisma stoltei
Lineage: Eukaryota; Ciliophora; Heterotrichea; Heterotrichida; Blepharismidae
Source: the annotation of a GenBank genome assembly